Clarias gariepinus (North African catfish) is the source of this 5260-nucleotide messenger RNA. It is a transcript of the gene ccdc92ba, whose product is annotated as coiled-coil domain containing 92Ba. The record is from RefSeq and is a predicted model, not a curated record. Bases 599 to 1498 code for a protein of 299 amino acids. The transcript is spliced from 4 exons. Lineage: Eukaryota; Metazoa; Chordata; Actinopteri; Siluriformes; Clariidae.
CAUGUAUAAAGCCAGGGCUGCGCUGUCUUCGGCCAGAACUGACAGCUAGCGAACCGAAAGGAGGUAUUCCAUAUUUUUUAUUAUAAUAUAAUCAAUUAGUGGACAUUUAAAAGCCCACUGCUGCUGCUGGAUUCAUGCAGAUGUGCUCGGGUUUGCUGUGCCAGCGUGCGCGUGCUGCUCGCUCUUCUCGUCCAAUCAGACUGAACGCUGAUCCUGUGCUCUCCGCUCGCGGGCGGGUAGAGAACACGGCACGCGCCCGACGUGCAGAGAGAAAAGAAGAAGAUCGGGUCACGCGCAGGGAUUCAGGACCGAGCUAUACUGUGAAUGUGUCGUUUAAUAAAACCACAGGCUAGUGAGAUGCUUUGAUAUUCGUUCGCAUUGCUUCAUGCAGCCUUUGUGAUAGCGAUGUUUAAAUGCUUCACUGGACAUCAACAAUUAGCCUCGUCGAAAGAUGUCGUCUCGGCUUCAUCCUGCAUUGUGUGCACGGAGCGGAUUUCACUUCGGACCUUAUAAAAACCUCCACCUUAAUUUCGGGGAUAGGUUACGCUCAUUGUAAAGCUUUGUCUUCCUCGUCUGGGUGUCAGUGCAGCCUGCGCUCAUGGAGCGCCCGCGGACGCAGGUGGUGAUGGACAGGAGCGCACUGGCGAGGCAGGUGGAGAGCGUGGAGAGAAGCAUCGUAUUCCUGCGCCAGGAACAGCUGACGCUACUGCACGGCUUACACCUGGAGAUUCUGUCUCUGCAGAAACGCUGCACAGAACUGACCCAUGAGCUGAAUUUAAAGCCUCCUGGCAAAAGUGAAGAAGCGGUGCAUGAGGAAGAAAAGCUGCUAGAGGCACGCAGUCAAGCCGCAGAGAGCAGACUAAAAGAGCAGAAGCACUGUCAGGAUGAAAUACGUGAGGAACUGAGCCACAAGGGGGUGCUGGUGGGAGCCCUUAGGGCAAGCCUGAAGGAGAAGGAGCGCCGUUUCCUGGACGAGCUCAAACAGCGCAGCCACAGGAGCACUGCACUGAACUCCGAGCUACAGAAGCAGACCAAGACUGCCGCCUACCUGUCUUUCCAGUUGCACGCUGCCAGGCAAAAGCUGCAGCAAAAACAACAGCAGCAAUAUCGCAGGAGACUAGAAGUGGUUGGUACAGAUAAUCCCUCCUCUCUUAGCCUGUCUCAGCAUGAUGACUUUACCGCACCUGUGGUCAAACCGAAACGGCGCAGUGGAGUCAGGAUAUGCUCACACCUCCGUGCCGAGCGUGCCAGGGAGUGUGUUCCUCGUGAAAGGGUGACGGGUCCCGAGGAGCCCAUGGCCAUGCCUGACCCUGCACUCUUCCUCCAUCCGCGCAAACCUGCAGCCACUCGAGCAUUUCAGCAUCAGACACAAACUGCAGUGCAGGGGGCAGAGGGUGGAGAGGAGCCAGAUGAAACAGAGCAGGGAGACUCAGCCAACAGGCUGGUUGCCACGGUCCCAGUAAAAACAGCAGCUACUGCUGGGAGCAAAGCAAAGUGACAGUCCUGAACUGCAAACAUGGCCUGCUUAUUUCAAUGCUGUUUACCUCUAAUCACUAACUGCGUUGGCACUGAUGGACAUGCUUUUUAUCCCUAUAUUUAAUUUAUAAUUUUUUCUUGGGUGUUGUUUCAAAGAAAGACAAUGAUGGCCCGCGAUUUGGCCAUAGUUCACUGCACCGCUGAGUUUUUUUGCCUUGCAGUAGGAAGGACAGCCAUAGGGCAGCUCGUAGUCGUCUACAUGUUGGGGUUCCUGUGUGUCUGGCUAUUUGUUACUAAUGCGCCCUUGCUCUCGAGCCCAGGUUUGCACAGGUUUUGUUUAUAUACACUAUAAUCUACAUCAUAUUUCCAUACUUUUUCAAGCCUGCACAUUCUAACUUUUAUGCUUAUGUUUUGCCCUUUUUGCCAAUAUAAAAGAUCAAUCUGUUUUAUAAGUACGGAUGUGUACAAUAGUCGAGAUUUGGGAGCUGUUGACUAUAGAUCAAGGCUCAGGGGUUACUUAGUGUAGAGAUUUUAAGAGACUGUGGUCUAGGUACUUAAGCUUUAGGAGAUUCAAGUAAGGGAUUGUAUUUUACUAGCGUUAGAAAUCAGCAGUUUGCUUCAAAUCUGUUAAGCACCUGUUGUUUUUUAGAGUGUUUCACAUUUGGUCAAAGGUGGUCUCCAAUUGAUUUAUCUCAACAGUUUUUUGCAUCUGUAUAGUAAAAAAGCUUACUAACUCAUUUAAAAUGACCCACAAACAAACUACUCAGACUAAACUUUUUUUGUGGCCAGUUCAUUUAUGCAUUUAUACAUUUCCUAUCUGUAUCUCUUAAUGUAGAUAACACACAAAUUAGAAAAGGCAAAUAAAAAAAUGGAAAAUGUUUGCUAGUGGAUUAUCAGGUCUUAGGUGGAACGUGCAACACUACUCAAUAUGUGGAAGGAGCAUAGUCACCCUCGACUUCCAGAAGAAUAUAAAGUUAUGGUCAAUCUGUCAUACCAAGUGUCAUACCAGGUGUUAGGUCACACAGGUUGCUAUUUGGAGCUAUGGCCAAUAAUGUGCAGUAAGUGGAAUGUAUCAAAUCUUCAAUUUUUGAUCUUUCAAUUUCUAAAUUUUUCGUAUCUUUCAACCUCAUAAUAUGGUUAAGAAAGUUUAUCUAAACAUUAUAUUAAAGAACUUUAAUGAACACUAUCCACACUAGUUACUCGAGUUGUAGGGUUAGCAGGGAAAUCCUGGUGUCGAAAGGAGCCUGAUGGUUCCCUUUUUCUUAUUAUUUCACAUAAUCCUGGUUUAAAUAUUCUAAAAGCAGGAUUUCGACUGAGUUGUCCGAGGUGCUCCUUGUAAACAAAACUUGAAUUGAUACAGUUAGAUACUAGGUAUAAAAAUGGAGCUUAUUGGAAUGGGAAUCUGAAAAUAUACAUAACUCGAAUCAUUCAUAUGCAACUUGAAAUGAUGGGUCCCAUAUAAGGCAAAUAUUUGAUUUAAUGAGGGUGAGCAGGGAGUUGAAAUCAAGGAUAGGUGUCUCUUUAAGCAAUGAAACUAACAACAAAAGUGGCAAGUAGAAUUUAUAUAGCAGGUUUAUAUAGCUGUGAGAUCUUACUAAUAGUAAAAUGAGUUAAAAGAGAAUACAGGCUUUUUAAAACUAUUCCACUUACACUUUUAACACAAAAAGCAGCAAGAGUUAUUCAGUAGAGUUAUUCAGCAGUUAGAGUAUUUCCAGCUAAGUCUGUUAAAAGUAAAGAGUAGUUAGUGCAGAUAAUGAGAACAUCAUUUGUAAAUGUAAAGUUAUGACUUUGGGAUUUUUUUUCAGGCAGCCCAAAAUGGCUCUAGGGGUGUGUGUCUUAUGAUGAAGUGCGUUUGGAGAUCAAAAGGGAUUUAGUGAACGUUCUGUGCAAGCAUAGCAAUAUUUAAGAAUGGCUUAAUGGUACGGUUGAAACUUAGAUGAUGACGAUGUUUGAAAGUCAGCUUUCCUGAGAUAGAUUAAGCUCAGUCCAAUAGAGAAUCCACAGUGCAAAGGCUGAGGUGUCUGUGGUAAUCUGUUUCCACAGAGUGAACUUUUAGAAUCAGUGUUCUCAUCAUCAUGCACUUGAAUUUCACAAAAGAGCUAGUGUCUGUUAUUUCACUAGGGGGUGAGAAUUGUGCAGUAAACUCAGGGCCAUAAAGUCAGCUACAGAUAAAAUGUGCUAAUGAUGUAAUUCUUCAUUAGUUAGCUAAAAAAAUGUAACAGUAUGAUUGUGUUUUUUAAAAGGUAGUGCAGCAGUAGAGAUGAAUACUUGUGCAAUCACCACUUGCAAAAUAUACAGACUUCCCCUUCUCAUGUCAGUAAAGUACACUUAUGAGGAUAAUUGCUCAUUUAGGACAUUUAGGUUUAGCAAUGUGCUGUGUAUCGAAUCAUGAAAAAGUUCUAGACAACCUGAUUUUUAAUUUUAUAUUAUUUUUUUUUACCUUUACUUUGUUUAUGCUUGCUCUUUUUUUCCAUAAUGAAAGUAAUAUAUUACAUUUUAGAUUUAAACAUCAUAUAGUCUGUUUAGGGUUUUUACCCAGUGUAGAAAGUGAGAGCUUAGGUCUCCAGAAGGAUCACAACAAGUUCUCCAAUUAACUUGAAAACUCAUGCAGCCAAGGUUACUAUAAAACUUCUCAACAGUCUACAUGACUUGAUGCAAAUUUAAAGUUAAUCUAUAUUUACACCAAAUGUUGCUUUGAAUUGGUUGCUGGUUACUGUUAUUUUUGAAAGCAUGUUCACUUUACAUGUGUCAUUUUAUCACAUGUCCCUAAAAUACUAUUCAGAUGGUUUACGAUUUUUUAAAUGAUCCUGAAAUUAUAUCCACCUCAUAUUAAUGCAAACUGCGUGCUUCGGGUUUGUGGCUACACCUGAUCGUUAGUAAGUCACAUGACCAUAAAGUGUUUGUGAGCGGUAUCUGUGCUAGGAACAUAACUUGUAAAAAUCCCUGGUAGUGUUGCUUCUCUGAGAAGUCCUUUUAAAUGUCAUGUGUGCAUUUCUUGUUUUGUUCUUUAAACUCGGCCAGUUCUAAUUUUAAUUUGAUUUUUGUGAGACAUACCCAAACAAUAAGUAGAAAACCUCUUUUCCAAAAUUAUGUAGGAGAUUUUUUACCAACAUGUCAAUUUGGACAGUGUUUAUUUAGAUUAAGAUUUUUAUUUAACAUAAUCUUUCCAGAAAAUUACUGAUAUGCUGGCUUCAGGUGUGGCUAAAAUCCCAGAAAAUCUGUUAAUCGUGUAAACCAACUCAUCUGAAUUGGGCUUACUGCUUUUGCACACUACUGUGUAGCCAUUAUCUAACCAUUAUGCUGAUUAAUAGGAUUAUAGUUUUAUAUAAUUAUAAUUAUAAUGAGGUUUACUUGACUUGACCUUUUGUUUUAUACAUGUAUUGCUUUAUCUCUCUUAUUACUGUGAUUAAACUUCCAGGGCUUGUAGUGACAUGCCAUUCAGUACAUACGUACGUACAGUACAUACCGUAUAUAAUCAGCUGUUUAUCAUGCACCACUUUACUCAUUUAAACACUUUUCUAAAUGCUUUACUUUUUACUUAAUUGAGGUUAAAAUUUGAGACUGAGAAACUGUCUUCCUUACUCAGAGUCAUAAAACUAUUUGACUGUUACACAUUAUGUAGAAGUUUCGUUAUUAUGCAGUGGCCGCUUAGUGCUGAAUUUACUACCGAAAUUUGUUUGCUUCAAACCAGUUAUGUGUUUAGUUUCUAUAUGAAAUGAGACUUUGUGCUCCAAAAGUUUGCAAUAAUACACUGUAUUCUCUGCCACAAUAUUAAAAUUGUUGU